AUGGAGAAAUCUCAAGUUGGGAAAAUCUCCUUUCGGUUGGCUUUAAGUCGCCAAGUUUCCUCUUCUUGUCAAGCUGGUCGAAAGCGGAAGACCCCCACGUCGGUCAACGAAACCAACGCCGAAGCGAAGACUCUCCAAGCCGCGCACGAUACCAAUUCUGUAGCGAUUGUCGGCUGGAUUUUUACACCCUUGAAUUCCUCGCAAGAAUACUUACUUUCUGUUUCGAUGACCUUGGCUAAGAAAACGUGCGAUGCGGCUCGAUUUCAACAAACCGUGCGCUUGGAUCGUUACGUUCAAUUUUUCCUUGAGGCUCAACCUGCAUCGGCGGAGCAUCCUGACCCAAUGAACGUGGUUCUGCUGGAAGUUCCAGAUGAUGCCCUCAGCAUUGUUGACCCGGGGAGUCCAUGCAACACAUUUUUCGAUUCUGCAAUCGAUGUUUGGACGUUGCAACAGACGCGGCGUUUGGAAGUUAUGAAUCGGCAAGAAAACGUAGCGUCGAGUCGCACUGAUGCGUACACUAUUCGAGCAAAGGUGCACGCAGUUUCACCCAUCAUUGCGAUGGACACCUCGAAUCCAUUCGUUUUGAUGGAACUUUUUGAUUAUCAUGACGAUGAAAGCAUCCUCUCGUGUGUCGCUGUGAUUCGACACGACGCCUUGCUUUGUGUCGAGGCAUUAUACCCAGGGGAUGACUUAGUACUCCAUAAAGUACUACGACAGCAGUGGCGCAUUCCAGACAUGCUUGAAGCCAAAGGCUAUCGUUGGGGCCAGAAAAUACGGGUUAACUCCUACGUUUAUGUUGUUGAUAAGGAGUGCCAAAUUAUAUGGUGUCAAUCCAAUCCCGACCAUGUACACAUGAAUCGGCUUCCGACAACCGAAUUGAGAAAUAUUCAGGGAUGUAUUCAGUCCGUUCACUAUACAAAAACUGGGAGCCAAAUUCACAUUCAAUUUUUGACUCUCACAAAUAUCAUGGAUGUUGCCUCAAAUCCCAGCACUUCAAAAUGUUUAGUCUUGCUCUUGACGUACUUUCCAAUGUCAUCAGCGCUCCAGCUCAGUUUGCGCGAGGGAGCUAGUGUGGAAGUUUACAACGUGCAUGCUAUUGACAACGACCAAACAUAUGCGGCUUGUCUACGAUCCAAAAUAUGUCUCCGGCGGCUGGCGAUUGACGGGCCAGCGCCUGGAGCGAAAAUUCCCCCCACAAUGAAGAAAGAGAACUGUCGAGGCAAGGGUUUGCCUCUCCCUAUUCCAUACUCAUUCUUGAAGAUACGCCGAUCAUAUCACGAGUGGGUACUACGAAUACGCCUGGAAAAUUGGCUCAGCCAAGCUCGUUGGCGUGUUCCAAUUGGCUGCCGAAUGCCUUUUCUGGACGAGCUCAUUUCCUUCUGGUUUCCCGAGAGCUUCCCACAAAAAAGGCCCGCACGCAACCCAUAUGCUGAGUUCUUUGAUCACGCUUUUUUGGAAUAUCCCUGUGAGAAAAGAACAAAACCACAGCCCAUAUACGGCUGUCACCUGUCUACAAACACAAAACCGUUUUCAAUGCCUUCGUUUCUUGAUUUGGCGGCGAUACAAACACAUGCUUUCAAUGCUCUUUCUUCCAAGUUGGAUCGCCUUUUUGAAAUAGGGACAGACCUACAGGUAGGAUGGCAUGCUGCCUUUGUUCUUGAACCGUGGGAUCUGUCCAGCAACUCGCAACCCUUUUCGAAAGGCGAACACGUGUACACAUCAGGAUUUGGCCAUGGCAAACACCACAACAACUUCACCAGUCUCUCAUUGACGACUGGUGGAGUAAUUCUGCCAGUAUCGGGCCUUUGCAUAAACGCGGAUGUCCGGACCCUUGCAGCAGCCACGGAAUUUUUUAUUGGUAGGCUUCGAUCCAUUGUGGUCUCUUGUCUCUGUGUUGGCUUUUCGUCAAAUGAUUCGCGUUCGGACCGCCACUGCCGUAAAGUACUACUUCCUCCGCCCGAGAGUGAGCAAAAUAACGCGACCGGAUGCUGUGCAAUACUAGAAAUCCAAGGUUUACUGUUGAUUGCGUCCUUUUGCUUGGAUUGCGACGAGAUGCGUACGAUCAAUAGUGGCUGCUCCGUUUUCGAUGCCAACGACGAACCUAUAGGUACUGAGCAUUCCGUUCGAGACUUACUUGACCCACUUUCUGCGAAAAGCCAGGUACCAGGAUCCGCUGUUGGCCUUUUGGUACGCAAGUCGAUGAAAUUGGCUAAAAUCCGGAAUUGCGAGUUCAACGGAUUGAUGCUGACUUUAUCGCAAGCACCACUAAUCUCCUCAAUCGACGAGUUUUCAUGUAUACAGUCAAUCGAGAUUAAGCCACCUGUGCGAGUUAAUGAAUCAUGGCGAAUACAAAUACGUCGCUGGAUCACCUCAGGGCUAGGCGCGACAGUUACCGAGGAUCAGCUAUCUCUUAUUCUCGUGUGGUGGACACUUGCCAGCUCGGCGAGCACUUGUGCAUUACUCUCGGGAGGGUGGGAUGAAUUUCAAGGUAUUUCCGCUCCCUCGAUCGCUUCCACUUGUGGUGUGCUUGUACGAUUUCCGUCCGCAUCGGCACAGCAAGAUGCUAAACGAGGGUAUGUUCGCUUACGUUGUGCAGUAGAUGAUCUAUCCGCGUCUUUCUUUUUCCCUAUUUCAAAUGCUGCACCAACCGACGCAAACCUAUCGGAGGAUGCGUUUCAUUUUUCUGGGGGAGAAAGGUUCUUGACCGGUAUGUUGAAUCGUCGAGUCACUCGAACACGAUCUCAUCUAGCCUCCUCCGAGGAUGAAACACGGUUGUUGCCAAUCUUGGGCGACCUGUUAUUGCCACCCACCGCCAGUGAAAUUCCCUCUUGUACCUUGGCCGACUUGCACUUGGCCAUCUGUCGAGAUCUUCGCCAGCCCGGAAGCGCACAUCUCGCCCCGUCGUUGGUCCGUGAGAUUCGCAAUGCGACAUUUCUAAGCGUCUCGUAUUGUAGCGCCCAAGCCCAAUGCUCCAAGUGUUUCCAGACACUAGUGAAUCCUUCCGCCAAUGGCGACGGACAGAAAGAGAAAAAAGGAGACGAAGGCAACGGCUUGGUGCGGACUCUGAGUAGGAAUCUUGACCGCGAGGGCGUGAUCGGCCCAAGCUACUGGGAUCGGCCCCUACCGAACGAACCGAUGGUUUGUCCUGCCAUACCGCCGACAAGUCCGCCCAUAUCAGCGCCACGGCCUCAAGUUAACAGUCGUGAAGGAACUCAUCUCCGUUGUCCUAAUAAUUGUAACGUGAACUACCACGGAAGCAUCAAAUGGGAGUGUAGUGGUGUACUGGACGAUGGUACGGGUCAAGCGAAAUUGUACGCCGAACGGGAGGCGGCGCUGUCGUUGCUCGGAAUGAGCGCGAUUGCUAUGCAAGCUGUCGAGGCCGGAGCUUGGGUGUCGGACCGGGGCAUCGUAUUUGUCAAGACGGCGCCACCAGCCCCGCACAUUCGGAGUGCCGUAGUCAUGGCGCGGUCGUUGGCGCGGGAAGCCUUGCGGUUGCGUUCCGGAGGACGGCACCACCGGGUGGUUUUGCAGGAAUCGGACGUGCUGCCGUAUUUGACACCGAGCACACAGGCGGCGUACUGUUUGGAGCGACACGGUCGGAGCUCGGUGUUGCCCUUGCGGGAGGUAUCGUAUCUGGUCCGAUGCAAACCGUUGUCGGAUCACGUAUCGCAUUUGAAUCAUACAGAAGUCGAUUUAGCCGUGCCUGGUCCCGACGGGUCUAGAGCCUCCCGACCGACCCCUUCGUACGCACUGCCUCCGCUUAAACUGACCUUGGUCGACACUUGUGAUACGGUAGGAUGCUUACGCCCCUACAUCAAUUUGGGCGUGUCGGCACGCACACUGAGACCAAUUCGGAAGCUUCUACUUGGGUUGCACAAACUCUUUGAGAUAUUUUGUGGGUCGGAAGCGCACGCGUUCUUUGGCGUCAACGUGGAUGGCUGCUCCCGUGCGGGGAUUGCGGCCGGUCCGUUCCUUGGUACGCACGGUGGUGAAGAUACCAAACUUGGUUACCGAUACGGACUUGCCCUCGGCCAAUGUCUGCAACAAGAAGACCGGAUAAGCGAAAGACAAAAGAUAUGUAUGGGUUCGAAUGAGUAG
Messenger RNA from Phaeodactylum tricornutum CCAP 1055/1, 4098 nucleotides. RefSeq lists its product with no specific name. The transcript has 2 exons. Lineage: Eukaryota; Bacillariophyta; Bacillariophyceae; Surirellales; Neidiaceae. The record is from RefSeq and is a predicted model, not a curated record. The coding region runs from base 1 to 4098 and encodes 1365 amino acids.